Messenger RNA from Desarmillaria tabescens, 741 nucleotides. Its product is annotated as inosine triphosphate pyrophosphatase-like protein. NCBI's taxonomy places the organism in Eukaryota, Fungi, Basidiomycota, Agaricomycetes, Agaricales, Physalacriaceae. The record is from RefSeq and is a predicted model, not a curated record. Gene Ontology annotation, molecular function: nucleoside triphosphate diphosphatase activity. The coding region runs from base 1 to 741 and encodes 246 amino acids. The transcript has 7 exons.
AUGACUUCAAAGCAUAUAUUGCCCCAUGCCCUUCAGGUUCCUGCUAUCAAGAAACUUUCGGGCAAGCAGAUCAUCCUAGCAUCCAACAGUCCCAGAAGAAAGGAAAUACUUCAGACUUAUGGCCUUGCCCCCGACAUUGUACCUUCAACGUUCGAAGAAGAUCUCGCUCCUGGUUCAUUUGACGAUAUACAUGAAUAUCCUGUAGCAACGGCAACUCAUAAAGCCGUGGAAGUUUACGAGCGGUUGGUGGAGCAAGACCCGGAUGACGCACCAGACUUAGUAAUUGCAGCCGAUACCGUGGUCCUGACCCAUGCCCAACCUUCGACGUCAGAUGUGUCGUACUCAGUGCUACCUGAGACGAACCAAGAACUAUUAGAGAAGCCUUCUUCAAAAGAAGACAACUUGCGAAUGUUGCUGGAUCUCAAUGGCGGUGUGUGUGAGGUGGUGACCGGCGUUGCUCUGGUAUAUCCCAUCCUCUCAGCGCCAGGAUACGCCAUCAAAUCCAUUGACGAACGCUCGUUAGUGUAUUUUGCUGAUAAUCCAAAACAUAUGGUGGAAGCCUAUGCCGAUAGCGGUGAAGGCGUUGACAGGGCCGGUGGAUUUGCUAUCCAGGGACUUGGCGGCCUAUUGAUACGGAAAAUUGAGGGCGAUUACAAUAACGUUGUCGGAUUUCCGGCCGCAUCUUUCUUCACGCUCUUGGACCUUCUAGUUGAAGAAGAGCCUGAUUUUUUAGAUGUAUAA